GAAGCCGGAAGCCGGAAGCCGAGGCCCGGGCUGCGCGUGGCGGUGAUGGCGGCCAGCGGGGCCGUGGAGACCGCGCCCCCGGGGGCUACCACCGCCCCCUCGCCCGACCCGGCCCCGUCGCUCGCCCCGGGACACUUGUUCCGGCCCAUCAGCGCCGAGGACGAGGAGCAGCAACCCACCGAGAUCGAGUCCCUGUGCAUGAACUGUUACAGCAACGGCAUAACGCGCCUCCUGCUCACCAAGAUCCCCUUCUUCAGAGAAAUAAUAGUGAGCUCCUUUUCCUGUGAGCACUGUGGCUGGAACAAUACGGAGAUCCAGUCGGCAGGCAGGAUCCAGGACCAGGGAGUGCGUUACACUUUGACUGUCAGGGACCAGGAGGACAUGAACAGAGAAGUAGUGAAGACUGACUCUGCCACCACAAGGAUCCCUGAGCUGGAUUUUGAAAUUCCUGCCUUUAGCCAGAAGGGAGCUCUGACCACUGUUGAAGGAUUGAUCAACCGUGCUAUCUUUGGCCUGGAGCAGGACCAGCCCACACGAAGGGCAAACAAAGAUGCCACAGCUGAAAGAAUUGAUGAGUUCAUUGUCAAACUGAAGGAGCUAAAGCAAGUGGUCACCCCUUUUACUCUGAUUAUUGAUGAUCCUGCAGGGAACAGCUUUGUGGAAAACCCCCAUGCUCCCCAGAAAGAUGAUGCCUUGGUGAUCACACACUAUAACCGGACCCUACUGCAAGAAGAGAUGCUAGGACUCCAAGCAGAAGCACCAGCAGAGAACCCACAAGAGGAAGAUCUCAGAAAUGAAGUGCUGCAAUUCAACACAAACUGCCCAGAAUGCAAUGCCCCAGCUCAGACCAACAUGAAGCUAGUACAAAUCCCUCACUUUAAGGAAGUUAUCAUCAUGGCUACCAACUGCGAGAACUGCGGGCAUCGGACCAAUGAGGUGAAAUCUGGAGGAGCAGUAGAGCCCUUGGGCACCAGGAUCACUCUCCACAUCACGGAUCCCUCAGAUAUGACCAGAGACCUCCUCAAGUCUGAGACGUGUAGUGUGGAAAUUCCGGAGCUAGAAUUUGAACUGGGCAUGGCUGUCCUCGGGGGCAAGUUCACCACACUGGAGGGGCUGCUGAAAGACAUCCGGGAACUGGUGACCAAGAACCCUUUCACACUGGGCGACAGUUCCAAUCCAGGCCAGACGGAGAAACUGCAGGAGUUUAGCCAGAAGUUGGACCAGAUCAUUGACGGUAACAUGAAGGCCCACUUUAUUAUGGAUGAUCCAGCAGGAAACAGUUACUUGCAGAAUGUGUAUGCACCCGAAGAUGAUCCUGAGAUGAAGGUGGAGCCUUACAAGCGCACCUUUGAUCAAAACGAGGAGCUAGGGCUCAAUGACAUGAAGACAGAAGGCUAUGAGGCUGAACUGGCUCCACAGCGGUAGCAGUGGAUGGGUCACUCAUGGGCCAGUCUCCAGUGCUGCUAAUACUGCAGGGUUAUUUAUUACUAUUGGAAUAAGGCUGGGAGUGUCCUCCCCACCAGCCCUUGCUCAUGGUGAGGACACCUGGUCUGAGUCAGAGACCUACGCACACUUUCUUAACAGCUGGUGAUGCAAGUACAAGCCUAUUGUGUUACUUGACCUUAUUUUAGAGGUUUUGAAUCGCCCUGGGAAGAAACCCGGAAAUGGACCAUGGGGCAUGUCAUUAUCACUUUUUUCCUAUCAAGUCUUUACCCUCCCUCCACAUAAUGCUGUGUCCUCUAAGGUUGUAACUCUGAAGUUGGACAAGGUAGAAUAAAGUUACAGCUGGAGUUUGGGAGUUGGUUUUGGGUUUGGAAAAUACUGAUUUUCAACAGGAGUCUCCUGAGGGGAGAGAGUCCAGCACAAGUGAAGGAGUCAUUAAAAUGAUGGCUUUCAAACAGCA
Microcebus murinus (gray mouse lemur) is the source of this 1903-nucleotide messenger RNA. RefSeq names its product ZPR1 zinc finger (gene ZPR1). Gene Ontology annotation, molecular function: translation initiation factor binding; zinc ion binding. Gene Ontology annotation, cellular component: nucleus; Cajal body; axon. Gene Ontology annotation, biological process: positive regulation of gene expression; Cajal body organization; axon development. NCBI's taxonomy places the organism in Eukaryota, Metazoa, Chordata, Mammalia, Primates, Cheirogaleidae. The record is from RefSeq and is a predicted model, not a curated record.